Messenger RNA from Peronospora belbahrii, 2430 nucleotides. The record is from the annotation of a GenBank genome assembly. Lineage: Eukaryota; Oomycota; Peronosporomycetes; Peronosporales; Peronosporaceae.
AUGCUUUCGAUUACACGUGAAAAAUCCCGAAACACCAACAUUGAGUCACCUACACAUGUGCUGCUUUACACGGCCAACGGUAAAAUGGCAUCAAAUCUACAAAAUCAUGAAGCCAAAUUGCAGAAUUGGGCCCACGUGGUCAACAUAUUCAUGUAUGGUAUCAUCAACUCCGUGACGACCAUUCCCUUCCUGUAUGGAUAUGCCGUUAUCGUUUUCAGCCACAAGGACUUUGCAGACUUUAUGCCGGCACUCACAAAACUCAUCAUCUUUUCCAGUGCUGUGCAUCAAAUCAUGUUUACACUGACGAGCUCUUUGCCAUGCGCCAUCGGACAAGCACAAGAUGCCGGACUUAUUUUGCUCAGUACCAUGGUCACCUCUGUCUGUAAUUCAUUGGGUGACGACGUGCCGUUGGAAGCCAAGGUAGCCACUUCCAUCGUCGGCAUUGGUAUUGCCACGGCCUUAUUGGGCGUGUGUCUUGUAAUCAUGGGUAAACUCAAGCUUGCUGCGUUAGUGGCGUACUUGCCAGUGCCCGUUAUUGGAGGAUACCUUGCUUAUAUUGGCAUUUUUUGCUUGUACGCUGGACUUGCGCUUUGCACGGGUCUCGUUGUCAAUGACAUCAAGUCCAUGAUCGGCGUCUUUAACAACGCUCACGACGUUCUCCACUGCGUACCCGGUGUUGUUGGUGGUGUAUUUCUGCGCGUCAUAUCGCAGCGCUACAACAAUUCGCUCAUCCUAUCCGGAGCAAUCUUGAUCAUGCCCGUCGUGUUCUUCUUCAUCUUGUUGGUGGGUGGUAUCUCGAUGGACGACGCGCGCAACGGUGGCUGGAUCCAUCUUGGCCAGGAACCUGCCACAGUCUCGGAAAUGAUUGGUCUCUUUGACUUUUCCCUGGUUCACUGGAAUCAAUUGCCAAAACAGUUUGGAACGUGGAUCGUUAUGGUAUUAAUCGUUGCGUUUUCGUCCUGCAUCGAUGUUGCUGCUAUCGAGCUCGAAACGGGCAAGAAGCUCAAAUAUAAUUACGAGCUCAUGACUGUCGGCUGGUCCAACGUCGUCAGCGGUCUGCUGGGCGGAUAUCCGGGGUCGUAUAUUUUUUCGCAAACCAUCUUUACCUACCAUUCCAAGACCAACUCUCGCAUCGUUGGUGUUUGCUUGUUGGUCUCUGAGAUCGCGCUUGUGUUGGCUCCUGUGUCCGUCAUGAGUUACGUGCCGCGCUUCGUCUUCGCAGCGGUAGUUAUUUUUAUUGCCAUCGCGCUUAUGAUCCAGUGGCUCGUACUUUCAUAUCAGAAGCUGUCAUUGCGCGAGUACGCAGUGUUGUGGAUGACAUUCAUCGCCGUAAACGUCCUGUCACUCGACCAGGGUAUGCUCAUUGGAGUGGGUAUCGCGAUUGUCAAUUUCCUACUGGGGUACAUUCACCUUCCCGUUGUGAAUCGCAAGCCUCGUUCUUCUGGCAUGUUUCGUACUCUCGAGGAGCGUCGACUGCUUAAUGAAAAGUGCGAUACCAUCGCGUAUUUCGAGUUUAACGGCUUUCUUUUCUUCGGUUCGUCCGUGCAGAUCCUCGACCGUGUCCAGAAGGCUGUGUACGUCCGCAGACAAUUAUCGAGUGAUAUGGAUGAUGUUGAAACAAACUACGUCAAUGCUGCCAACUUGCCGCUCACCCCACGCGAACACCCGGCACCGUUGAUUAGGUGUCUGGAUGGGACUCCUGCUACACAUCCUGACGCCGUACCCACCAACUACGUCGUCAUGGACUUCACCAACGUCACGGCGAUGGAUACUACGGCCGCACGUAGCGCAUUCCUUAUCCUGCAGAAGUACUGCAGUAAUCACGACAUCACCGUCGUGUAUGCUGCAGCGCUUCCCCAUAUUCGCAGUACGCUUGUAAAAAACAACGUUGUGGGCAGUGACAGUUUCUUUCCAAGCACGGAGUCAGCCCUGGACUUCUGUGAGAACCAGAUCCUGGCAGGCGCCACGGGUGUACGCCGCAAGAGCAGCUUCCAUGACGAGUGUAGCAGGCAGCUAACGCAGUUUUUUGCGGGUGAGUCCGACGACUCGCAGAUCCUGAGCAAUAUCGAUGAGUUCUUCAAGAAACGCGAAGUGCCAGCCGGUCAUGAAUUUUAUAGCGUUGGGGAAUCAUCGGACCGCUUUUACUUUCUCGCAAGUGGUUGUGUCACGCUCAGCAAAAGCAACGGAUUGGAGGAGAGUGCUAGCAUCGUAAUGCCAGGGUCCUUGUUCGGCGAAGUAGACUUUUUUAGUCACCAGCAGCGGCAAUUAAUGGCAUUCGCGAUGAAGCCAUGCACUGUGCUUGAGAUGAGGCGUGGGACGUACGAGCUGAUGCAGGAGCAGCAUCCAGUCUUGUUGACGCGGAUUCGUGACGUAGUGAUACAGUCAAUGGCAGUCUCACUCAGCAAUGCCUUGAAAUAUAGUAGUAGAUGA